Scheffersomyces coipomensis is the source of this 738-nucleotide messenger RNA. RefSeq names its product exosome non-catalytic core subunit. Gene Ontology annotation, biological process: rRNA catabolic process; nuclear mRNA surveillance; U4 snRNA 3'-end processing. The coding region runs from base 1 to 738 and encodes 245 amino acids. The transcript has a single exon. The record is from RefSeq and is a predicted model, not a curated record. Gene Ontology annotation, cellular component: nucleolus; cytoplasmic exosome (RNase complex); nuclear exosome (RNase complex). Lineage: Eukaryota; Fungi; Ascomycota; Pichiomycetes; Serinales; Debaryomycetaceae.
AUGUCUCGAAUGGAAAUAUAUUCCCCUGAAGGGUUGAGAUUAGAUGGACGAAGGUGGAAUGAACUUCGUCGAUUUGAAUCGAAGAUCAAUACUCAUCCAAAUUCAUCUGAUGGUUCAUCAUAUGUUGAACAAGGUAAUACUAAGGUCAUUUGCAUGGUUCAAGGUCCAAUGGAGCCUUCAUCUAGAUCACAAGCUGAUUCCACAAAGGCUACUAUUGAAGUGAAUCUUUCAGUGGCUAGUUUUUCUACAUUUGAAAGAAAGAAGAGAUCAAAGUCUGAAAAGAGAAUGGUUGAAUUAAAAGCUACAUUAGAAAGAACAUUUGAACAAAGUGUAAUGUGUCAUUUAUAUCCUAGAACUUUAAUUCAAGUCGAUGUGACGGUUUUAGCUCAAGAUGGUGGACUUUUAGCAAGUGUAACCAAUGCUAUAACAUUAGCUCUUAUAGAUGCUGGUAUAGCAAUGUAUGAUUAUGUCUCAUGUAUAAGUGUUGGUUUAUAUGAUCAAACUCCAUUAUUAGAUUUAAAUGGAUUAGAAGAAAAAGAUAUAAGUACAUUGACGAUUGGUGUUAUAGGGAAGACUGAAAAAUUGGCAUUAUUAAUGUUGGAAGAUAAAAUACCGCUUGAUAAUUUAGAAUCUAUCCUUGGUAUAGCGAUUGCUGCAACUCACAGAUUAAGAGAUUUAAUGGAUGAUGAAGUUAGGAAACAUGGAAAUGUUAGAGCUUCAAAAUUAGCAAAGAAUUGA